This is a messenger RNA of Nothobranchius furzeri (turquoise killifish), 2736 nucleotides long. RefSeq names its product carbohydrate (chondroitin 6) sulfotransferase 3a (gene chst3a). Gene Ontology annotation, molecular function: chondroitin 6-sulfotransferase activity; N-acetylglucosamine 6-O-sulfotransferase activity. Gene Ontology annotation, cellular component: Golgi membrane; trans-Golgi network. The record is from RefSeq and is a predicted model, not a curated record. Gene Ontology annotation, biological process: carbohydrate metabolic process; N-acetylglucosamine metabolic process. Lineage: Eukaryota; Metazoa; Chordata; Actinopteri; Cyprinodontiformes; Nothobranchiidae.
UUGAGCGCAACUUUUUCCUGCAGCGUUGGCACAAGAGACGGUAAAAAAAAAAGUUCUGAGGAAACACGUCUGCGCGCGAUAAUAAAUCACAGAAAACUAAUUUAUAGGCAGCAUUUGCCUCACUACGGCGUUCCACACAUCCAGUCCUCAGUUACUCUACUUUUCUUUUCUUGUAGAUUAGAUAUCUGAAAUCUGUUCAUCACGUUGGCUCGUGCUGCCGCGCGUGCAGACCCGAUGUCUGCGCACCCCGUCGGUGCCUCCGCGCCGCACCCGGACGAGGAGAGCAGGAGCCGCAGCACGAGUCCGGGGGCACAGUAGGCUGUGUCUCGGUCCGGACACAAUGCGUGGAGAUGCGACACGGAGACGGGAUUCUCACGCGAUCGAGAAUCGACAGAACAACUGCAGGUUUGCUUCAUCCUCCACCUGAACGCAGAGAAGCAGCGUGAAGCAACGCGGGAUAAAGCUCCAGUUUUAGUCAACAAGCUAUAACCAAGUGAAAAACCAGCCUGUAGAGCUCCAACUACAACGCCAAAACCUAAAAAAUGAAGAUCAAAUAUGGAAUAAUCUUCAUCUGCAUUAUAGCCGUGCUCCUCAUUGAAAAAGAAAGUAGUAUCCUCUCGAGGUUGUGUGAUACACUGAUGAGGAAGCAACGUCCACAGCAGACCCCUCAAGAUGAAAGCAUUACAACACAAAAAGGCUCAUUGACGUUCCUCCAAGUGCUGCUCUCUAAACUAUCUUAUCCAAAAUGGAAUUACACAAAUUCAUCAGAGGAGCCAGAAAAAGAAGACCAGAAGGAUUUAGAGACCAGAGGACAUAAGCAUGUGCUACUCAUGGCCAGCACAAGGACAGGCUCCUCCUUUGUGGGGGAGCUUUUUAACCAGCAUGGGGAGGGCAUGUUCUAUUUGUUUGAGCCUCUAUGGCACGUUGAACGUAUGCUGGCCUCAACAGCAGAGACAACCAAUGGGACAGACGUGCCAGGAAUCUUCCGGGAUGUACUUCAUGCCCUCUUCUUGUGUGAUUUCUCUUCCCUUGAGAAUUUCAUCCUGCCUCCACCAAAGGACCACGUCACCCCCGAUCUUUUUCGUAGAGAGUCUAGUUUAUCCCUCUGUGAAGAGUCUGUCUGUAGUCCUGUGGACAAAGACGUUUUUCAGAGGUAUCGAUGCAAGACUCGUCGCUGUGGGCCGCUGAACUUGACUCUGGCAGCUCAGUCCUGCCUCUCUAAAAAGCACCAUGCCAUCAAGUCUGUUCGUGUGCGACUCCUGGAAACGCUUCAGCCAUUGUUAGAGGAUCCUCGCCUUGAUGUCAGAGUCAUCCAGCUGGUCCGAGAUCCUCGAGCCAUCCUAGCAUCGCGCAUGGCGGCUUUCUCGUCACAGUACCAUAUGUGGAAAAACUGGGCGCAGGAUGGCCAGGUACCUGAAGACGAUGAAGAGGUGAUGAGGCUCAAAGGAAGCUGUAAUCAAGUCAGGAGCUCUGUAGAGAUGGGACUGAGCCAGCCUGCCUGGCUACGGGGACGCUACAUGUUAGUGCGUUAUGAAGAUAUUGCUCUGGACCCCAUGCAGAAGGCGGAGGAGAUGUACAAGUUUGCAGAAAUACCAUUUAGUUCCCAAGCUCGAGAGUGGAUCCUGAAGAACACACACGCUACAGAGGAAGCCAGUAGCUACUUCUCCACUCAGAAGAACUCUUCAGAACAAGCAGAGAAGUGGAGAUUCAGUAUUCCCUUUAGUUUGGCUCAGGUGGUACAGAAAGUGUGUGGACCAACCAUGCAGUUGUUUGGAUACAAAUUUGUGAAUGAUGAAAAGACAUUGAUCAAUAAAUCUUUUAGCUUGCGUGAAGAUAAACAAUUUAAUUAAUCAGAAGGUGGAAAUGGCAUUCAACAAAUCAAAGGAGCCAAAAACCAAACUUAUUCGUUGGUAUGGUCACAAUAACGUUCAUUCUCACCAGUUAUGUGUUUAAUUUUACCAAAUGCCAAACGGUACAAAGAAAAUGAAAUUAUCUGUUUGCUGUUUUUACAUUUUUAAAGGUGUGGAACACUGAAAAAUAUUUUUUUAAAUCUUAUUUCUUAUUUUAAUUCAUGCAGGUUGAACAUGAAAAUAGUCUCCUACACCUAUCUCCUGCAAUUACUUCUGAUAUAAAAUAGACUGUGAAACUCUAAGAUUUGAAAAGCCUGACAGAUCCACCUCACACUUUCAAUUAACAUUCAUGGACUCACGCAUCUGAACACACAACAGGGGAGGCUGUAUUUGCUUUAGUGUUUAGAAAACAGCAGACAAUGUCCCAACUAGUUGAAGCUAACCGUUAGUAUUAUGGGCCAUUCCCAUCUGUGCCGGGUAGAGUAGGUUGUUUACAUAUCUGGGUGGCCUGGUAUUUUUCCGGGCCAACCAAGGCUCAUUCUCAGCCCUCUUCUCGAGGGGGUCUGCUUCAGGCCGACCAGGGCCAACACACCCACUGCUGACAGCAAAUUCACACCUUCCAUUAGAGCAAGCCUCUGAUUGGUGGGUAGAAUCAGCCCACAUGUACUUAAGACAAGGAUGUGUGGAAUCAACCAGGCCAACUGGGGCUACCCGGCCCGGGCCGACCCGGUACAAAUGGGAAUGGCCCAUUAGCGACUUCACCAGAACUCCUUCAGGCAUGUGCCAGUGUGCACCAGGGCUGCUGUGGCUGCAAUGUAGCUAAUCACCACCAGGGUGUGAAUGUGUGUGGAAAUGGGUGAAUGCCUGAUUUUUUUGUAAAGCACCU